CCAGUGACUUGCUUUUGCGCCGCACGGAGCGAAUUCGCUCGCCGAGGCGGGUUACAGUCGCUGGCUGUGCCGCAGAAGGGCGACUAGUUUGUGAGGCGCCGUUGGUUUGUUAGUGAGCUCGCCAGUUCGGCGUCCGGAACCGCACCAGAGUAGACGGGAUACCGCGCAUAACCUUUAAGGCGUUAGCCAACUAGUUAUUCACACUUUACACCGCGCACUGCUGCUUUUUCUUGUGCUUUGUAGCUCCCAUUUUAUGCUAGUUAUUUAUUUAGAGUCAGGCUGUGCAUCAGCAUUUAAGAGUAAUAUGGAAUUCAACCUGGAUGGGUUAAUGAUGAUGGAGGGGGUGCAGCAGAGCAGCACCAAUGGCAACGAUUCCCAGACCAUCACCAUCCCCACCACCAUCAGCGCCUCCCAGAUCUCCCAUAUUGCACAGCAGAUGUCCCUUGGCGGUUCCCCGGUGACUGUGUUGCAGCUCCCUGGGGGUCAAUUCCAGGUCCAAGGGGUGAUCCAGUCUGCCCAGUCAUCUGUCAUCCAGUCCCCUCAGGUACAGGCUAGCCAGGGUCAGUCGGAUAGUGAUGACUCCCAGGAGUCCUCAGACAGUGCUGCCUCAUCUCACAAGUCCCGAGAGCUCUUAGCCAGACGCCCCUCCUACAGGAAGAUUCUGAAUGACCUCUCGUCGGAGGAGGUGGCAUCUCGAAACGAGGGGGAGGAGGAGAGUGCAGCAUCCACAGCCAUGACCACUGUCACUGUCCCCACUCCAAUCUACCAGACCAGCACGGGCCAGUACAUUGCGAUCGCACCUAAUGGCACCAUCCAGCUGACCAGUCCAGGUGAAGGCGUGCAGGGUCUGCAGACGCUCACCAUGACCAACUCGGGCUCGGCACAGCCAGGCACUACCAUCCUUCAGUAUGCACAGACUCCGGACGGCCAGCAGAUUCUGGUGCCCAGCAACCAGGUGGUGGUGCAGAGUGCUGGAGGAGAGGUUCAGACCUACCAGAUCCGCACGGCACCCACCACCAGCUCCAUCCCCCAAACGGUGGUCAUGACUUCCCCCGUGAGCAUCCCCUCCCAGAGCACCAAGACGGAUGACCCCCAGAUAAAGCGAGAGAUCAGACUGGCCAAGAACAGGGAGGCAGCACGUGAGUGUCGGCGAAAGAAAAAGGAGUAUGUGAAGUGUCUGGAGAAUCGCGUGGCCGUGCUGGAGAACCAAAACAAGACGCUGAUCGAGGAGCUCAAGACAUUAAAGGACCUUUACUGCGUCAAGACAGGGUAAAGGGGGCUCUGAUGGCUUGCCACAUGGACAGCGGGGGCAGGGGCGCGCCCCUCUGCUGCCCCCAUCCUCCAUGGCUUUCUUUUUAUCUUUGUUUUAAAGAGUCUUUGUGAGCAGCAGAAUGACCAGCGGAGAAAAAAAAAAAACUUCAUAAUUGGAGGUGAAUUUAUUGAAUCAUCAUAUUGGAUUUUUUUUUUUGCACAUGAAAUCUGGAAUUGUGAACUUUUGAACAUUACAUUUAAUUUUCCUGUAUAAGUUAGAUUUUCAUAUCUUUUUUUUAAAUGUAGCAAUAGAAAUCUGCUGUUCCGUUAUCCGAAAGUGCAGCAGUAUUGUGAGUGUAUCAUGACUAAUCAUGUGAUUCUUUUUUCUCUUUUGUGUAAGUCAGCAUUUUUUCAUGUUAUCCCCCAAAAAAGGAGAAUGUUACAGAUUCCCCAUUCCAAACUCUGAUUUUCUGCGAAACCUAAAGGGUUAAUUAGUUGUGUGGCGAGCCAAGCUGUUACAGAGACAAUCAGGGAACAUGAGUAUGUUUUGCUAUCUGGGUGACAUUCAUUUGAAUCAGGCUUAAGAAAUGUCACUCAUUUGGUACAUGAAUCUUAAUAAAGUAAAAUAUUUUUCCAGUCUUUUGAUUUUGUCCUAGUAUUUUAAGAUUUGCUGAGGCAGGAACUGAAGAAAUCGGACAAGCUCCUAAUACAUCUUCAGACCAAGUGCUCAGGCUUUUUCCUGGACCUGCUAUAGAGCAGAGUUUGGCAUCAGUGUGUGGUUCUUACAGGAGCAACGGAGCAUGAGUCUGAUGUGAUGAAGUUUGGGCUGCUGGGUCAGUGCACGUGUUCGGCGUCUGAGACUCUGGACUCUAUUCUGCUCUAUAGCAAGAGGAUUUUUUAUAGCCACGUUGGAAAACAGCUGAUGCAGUUUUUAUGUAUUAAUGGCGAGAGACGUGGGCUCAGUUUGUUUGGUGUUGGAUUAAAUGGUGCUGAUCUAGGGCAUGUUUCAGGGCAGCUUUGGCAUAAGUGAUGUUUCAUUUUGUUCUUGUGAAGAUAACGGGAGAUGUUGAUGUCCGUGCUGUAGAAGCUGGGAUAUGAAGACAUCUGUGAUAGCAAGGUUAGAGAAAUGCUGUUAUCAGUGUUUAUAUUCUUAAAAGGAAUAGGAUUGAUUACUUUGAAUGAAUGAUAAUUAAUAUCUAGAUGCUGUAAAAUGCUUUUAUAAAAUAAAAUUGACUUACGUUUCAUUUAACAA
Messenger RNA from Brienomyrus brachyistius, 2503 nucleotides. RefSeq names its product activating transcription factor 1 (gene atf1). Bases 254 to 1273 code for a protein of 339 amino acids. Gene Ontology annotation, molecular function: DNA-binding transcription factor activity, RNA polymerase II-specific; protein binding; RNA polymerase II cis-regulatory region sequence-specific DNA binding. The transcript is spliced from 8 exons. The record is from RefSeq and is a predicted model, not a curated record. Gene Ontology annotation, cellular component: ATF4-CREB1 transcription factor complex; nucleus. Gene Ontology annotation, biological process: regulation of transcription by RNA polymerase II. Lineage: Eukaryota; Metazoa; Chordata; Actinopteri; Osteoglossiformes; Mormyridae.